Molecule: messenger RNA, 843 nt
Organism: Macrobrachium nipponense
Lineage: Eukaryota; Metazoa; Arthropoda; Malacostraca; Decapoda; Palaemonidae
Exons: 4
Coding region: 80-712 (210 amino acids)
Biological process (GO): regulation of cell population proliferation
Source: RefSeq, a predicted model, not a curated record
GUGUAUAUAUAUUUGCAGCGGGUCCCACAGGUCUGUAGUGGAUAUCCAUCGUUUGGUCCAGUAGGUACUCUAAGAAAGAAUGGCUCCGUCCAAGAUGAACCCAGUCAUGAUCGGCACUUUUAUUCUGGGCAUCAUAUCCCACCUCACCUCUGCCCAGAAUUACACAAUGUGUUAUGACGUACAUAAUGGCACCGAUGCGUGUAUGUCUUUGCACGUAGACAUGGAAUCGAAGCUGAUAUACUUCCACAUGAAUGAUCACGACGACUUCGAGGAAGUGAACACGCUCGAGGACUACAAUACAGGCUUCGCUGCAUCUCGGGUGGAGUCCCAAGAUGGCUGCUUCGUCCGCAUACUGGUGACGUCCAUCGAAGACCAAGUAGCCUUCAUCGAGAGUCAGCAGCAGACGACAGUCCCGGUGGACCAAGGCGACAUGAACGUGUUGGCCGUCUCCUUAGACAACCCCCUGGAGGAGAUCGGGGAGACCCUGACGAACUUCUGCGGAGACCUCCCGGUCUACAAGCUGGUCAAGAACGAUGGGAAUGUGGAGAAGAAGGAGGAAGAGGAAGAGGAAGAGGAGGAGGAGGUCUCCAAGAGGCAGGUGUCUAUCACAUUCAGGAAAUGUAUAUUGCUACUCUUCGUGGCUAAGUGCUUCACUACCACCAUCACCGUCCCCACGGGAUUGACGAUUACUUACUUCUGGUUCUUCGGUUGAUGCGAUGGCCCCUUGUGGACUCCCCAAGAUUUCCCGAAGAUUCCCGAAGAUUCCUGAAUAUUGUAAUGGGCUGAAUUUGCUUAUCUCUGUGAUGUAUUCACUAGCUUGGUAUUAUUAAAGUAUAAACGUGA